CUUUUUAAGGCAAAAUAUGUAUCUAUCUCAUUUUAAAUGCAAAAAUAUUUGGGUAUUUCAUGCAACACUAACAGAUCUUAGGUUUAUUUUCUGUGGCUGAAUUUAUGUACAUUUUUGGAACUUAAAGUGAGAAAGGUAUAUGUUUGAUAUUUAUUGAAAGUAAGAAAGAGAGUGCUAAUGCAGUCUAGUGCAGGAAUAGAAAACAGAUCACUUAUGUCGUUGAUCUCGACACUCCAUUUGAGAAUUCAAAGAUGGCAUGGGAGCUUCACAUGUGUCUCGUACGCUACUUUUUACGUCUAGAAAGACUAGAUGACAAAUGGAAGGAAUUAUCGAAAAAGGCUGAGAAAUCACUCGAAGGUCUAGCUAAUCGAACAGAGCAAUUACGCCAUGUCACGAAUGAAAAAAUAGACGGAGCAGAAAAUAGCAUAGAUCAGGAAACGCGGGAAAGAUUGAUAUUUAAAGUCCUUAUGAGCCUCGAGGAAGAAAUGGCAUUUCUUUCGAAUAUCCUGACGCAAUUUAAUGAUAUCAAUCAGGAUUUGAAGAAUUAUUUGGUUAAUUUAGAAAACGCUAGAAGCAAGAUAUCUUUAAAGGACAAAUUAAUGCAAGAAUUAAUUAAGGGAACAUCUUAUCGACCAGCGCUUGAACUGCUCCUGCAGUGGGCUACGGAGGGUUACCAAUUCUUUCAUAACAUGUAUCUUCGUAUCAGUGAUUGUAUGAAAUCAAUUGAUUACAAGACAGAGGAGACUGUCAGCAAUCUGAUUUCUUCUUUCGUGGAAGAGGAUCGUAGAAGAAAGUACAUAAAUAGGUAGAGACUCGGACUGAAAUUACAUUAUGAAUUAAAAUCUCAGUCCGAUUACGAUUAUGAUGGAGGAUUACGAUCGAGGCUACCCAACUUUCAGUUUCGGUGUUAUUCUAGAGACGCGAUUCCGUAACUGUCUUUACACGCUUACCGUCAGUUGUCGAUAUCGUUGCGUAGAUAUUUUAUAUGGUGAAAAAGCUGCGCAAUGACACCGACAACUGUUGGUAGACAUGUAAAACAGGAGUAUUAUUGUGUAUAUAUCUAUUGAUAAUUAUCGAUGUCGUUAUAUCUUGCGCAACUUUUCUACCAUACAAAUGUCUGCAUGGCACAAUGACACCGACCACUAUAAACCCGAAAUCCUCGCUUUUACGCAAUUUUUGGCUAAGGAAAGUUUUCAUUAGAAAG
Acromyrmex echinatior (Panamanian leafcutter ant) is the source of this 1204-nucleotide messenger RNA. RefSeq lists its product as uncharacterized. Lineage: Eukaryota; Metazoa; Arthropoda; Insecta; Hymenoptera; Formicidae. The record is from RefSeq and is a predicted model, not a curated record.